Molecule: messenger RNA, 1151 nt
Organism: Ostrea edulis (European flat oyster)
Lineage: Eukaryota; Metazoa; Mollusca; Bivalvia; Ostreida; Ostreidae
Product: fatty acid-binding protein homolog 6-like
Exons: 4
Coding region: 89-520 (143 amino acids)
Biological process (GO): fatty acid transport
Cellular component (GO): cytosol; nucleus
Molecular function (GO): fatty acid binding
Source: RefSeq, a predicted model, not a curated record
AAAUGUAUAACGAUAGGUACACGAUAAUGCACACAAACAUAGACCCAUUACGCGGUGAUAACGACAUAUUGCAGAACAUUUAAUAAAAAUGGAGUUAGCGGAAAUAAAAGAAAAGUUUGAAGGUGUCUGGAAAUUGGACAGAAGCGAAAAUUUUCAGGAAUUUCUACAAGAAGUAGGUGUUGGUUUACCCCUUCGGAAGAUGGCGUCUCUUGCCAAACCGGAAAUGACAAUAACAAUAGAAAAUGACAAUAAAAUCAAAAUUAUAAUGAAGACUGGCUUUUUCACCCAAGAGGACUGCUUUCAUCUGAAUGAGGAGUUCCUCAAAGAAAUGCAAGGGACGAUAAUGAAGGCAACUGCUACAUAUGAAGAGGGGAUGAUCAAAAUGACCAACACACCUGUUGAUCCAAAAUCCAAAGUCAAGGAGCAAAUUAUUCACAGAGAAAGGAUAGGCGAUGAAAUGGUUUUGACACUUUACACCGGAAAUGUUGUGUGCAAGAGGUAUAUGAAGAAGAUUGGCUAAGAGAACAAUACUAAGUACACUUAUCAACAAUCGGGUUGAAAUAUAAUUAGAUUUGUAUCAUAACAGUUGCGUAUGUCACACCGAUGAUCAUUUUCAUAUAUUUACAUUUCCAAUGAUUUUGCCUUCAAUAUCUUUACCAAUGAAAAUGAUGGUCAUUUACUCAUGAAUGUGAAAGAUGUGCAUAUGCAUUUUGAUAAUUACAGUACUACUAUUUCAAAGGCUUGGAAUUCCCCGAAAGAAAUGAUAGAAGAAUGUAGAUACAACAUGUAUAAGAAAUAAAUUUCAUUUUUGAAAGCACAUGAGGGUAUGAACUGCAACGUAACAUACCGGUAUAUUUCGCUAAUGAUUUUCGUCACAACAUGUAUUAGGAAUACAACCCUCCCAGCAGUGUCAGUAUAUCUGAUAUUUCUACAGAUGGUGCAUCUCUAAAUUUUCUAAAACUGUUAACAUUGAAUGUAUCACUGAUAGUGCCUCCUCUGAUACGUUGUCUUUGUUUACAACACUAAGGCUAUGUGAAUUAUAGUCAGACGACACAGGUUUUCUAUUCUCAUAGCACGCAUUAUGAUGUCAUUGUAAAUGCCAUUUGCUUUUUUCAUGAAAGUACAUAUCAUUAAAACUCUCAAGUUGUCAA